This is a messenger RNA of Symbiodinium necroappetens, 2946 nucleotides long. The record is from the annotation of a GenBank genome assembly. NCBI's taxonomy places the organism in Eukaryota, Dinophyceae, Suessiales, Symbiodiniaceae.
AUGUUCCGCUCGCAUGCCCGAAAGACCGGGGGAGCAUCCCCGACGUGCUUGUACGGUGACACAGUUCAGGUCGCUGAUGUGUUUCUGGUGCGGGCGCUGGCUAAGUCGAGCGUGUAUGUGGGGCUGCGCUUGGCUGAGGACGACGAUGCCUUACCGGUCAUUGCCACGCUCUUUUACCGAACCCGGGAUUACUUGAACCAAGAGUUCUGGGAGGACCAAAUUCGCAGGAUAGGUGACAUUGUUGCGGAAGAGUAUUUCAGCCACAGCCGGGGCGUGCAGCUUAUGGUUCACCAUGCACCUCCUUCUGCGCUGGGGUUGGAGGUGGGUGAGCACAGGCUCCUCGCCGAACUCGAGGCCAUGUCUUUUGUUGGUCCGCAGCUUGGGAGGCGCAACAUCCCGGAAAAAGGCUACGAGAAGAUCGAGAUGUAUUCGGCCACACAGCGCCAGUAUACCAUUGCUUUCUCCCCGUUUCAGACUGUGGCAUCUCGCGAGCUCCGCAGUCCAAGGAUGCUAUCUCGACUUGCUCAAGGCAUUCGCAGCGGCCGGGUGCCUGCUGCUGUCAGUGGAGCUUUCAGGAACAGCUUCACCGUCGUUCAGGAGGCCACCCCAAGAUUGAACCGCUGUGAGCUCUAUGUGCCCGGCACCCAAGCGAAGAUUAUCCCUAAGGCUGCGAAAUCUGCAGCGGACGUUGUGGUGAUGGAUCUUGAAGAUUCGGUUGCCAUCGGAGAAAAAGAGGUUGCCAGAAAGAAUGUCAUCCAUGCGCUGAAGGAAGUCGACUUCGGCAACAAGACCGUAGCUGUGAGAAUCAACGGCUUGUACAGUCACCACAUGUACCGCGAUGUCGUUGACAUCAUCGAGCAGGCGGGCGAGCGAUGCGACAUGUUUGUCAUCCCGAUGGUUGGCAAUGGAAAGGACGUUUACAUGGCAGACUCCUUAGUCAGCCAGGUGGAGGAGUUCAUGGGUCGCAAGAAGAAAAUCGGAUUUGGGCUUAUCAUCGAAGCCACCCUGGGUAUGAUGAACAUUCACGAGAUUGCGGCAGCUUCCAAGCGGAACGAGUCCCUCCACUUUGGCGUGGCGGACUAUGCAGCAUCCACCAAGUCGCGAACCACAAACAUUGGCGGACCGAACAAGCUCUAUGGGGUGCUGACAGACAAGGACGGCGACAAGGCCCGAGACUUCUUUUGGGGGGACCCCUGGCACUACGCCAUGGCGAGGAUUGUGGUGGCAGCACGUGCCAACGGCCUUCGACCCGUUGACGGGCCGUUCGGCGACAUCGCGGACCCCGACGGCUACAAGGCUCAAUGCGAACGUGGAGCUGCCCUGGGCAUGGAGGGAAAAUGGGCGAUCCAUCCCAGCCAGGUGGCUCUGGCGAACGAGGUUUUCAGCCCUGGGGAAGCUGAAGUGAAGCAAGCCAGACGUGUUCUGGAAGCGAUGGAGAAGGCCCAGAAGGAGGGUCUUGGCGCCGUUUCCUUGGACGGCAAGCUGGUGGACAUCGCCUCCAUUAAGCAGGCCGACGCAAUUGUGAAGAAGGCAGAGGCUAUCGAAGCUAUGUGUUGGAGUUGUUCCCCGUGGAUUGAGCCAACUUUUCUACAGUGCGUGCCGCUGGAGGUGGUGCAAGAGUUUCAAUGGUUCAAGGUCUGGAACAAUGAAGGCGAAGCUGAUGUGGGUUUGGCCACAGAUGAGGAGGACCAGCUUCUACAAGAGCGUCACACUUUGUUUCACCGCUUCGUCUUCGAUCACUUUGAGGCCCGUCAGCCAGUGCCACUGCCACGAGGCGACUACGUCCUCCGUGUUGGGGGUCGGCCAGUCUGUGGUCUUUCGGUGCUGGGCCUUCAACCCGGGAGGCUGGUAUGUGGAGGAGCCUGGGCUGAUGAAGGGCGGGAGCCGGAGCUGGCUUUCCUAGCACAGCAGCUGCGACGUCGGGCUCGGAAGUACGCUUGCAGCGUCGUCUACGACUCGAAGGACGAGCGCUCGAAAAGGACCUGUGAGUUUCACUCCGAUCGCAAUCCCAAAGAGCUCCCCUCCAACUGGGCCGCUUUGGGCUUGAUGUCUCUGCUGCGACAGCAGGAUGCCAAAGGCAACCGCGAAGGUCCGAGCCGUCCGGGUCCGAGCCGUCCGAGCCUUGGACCCUCUGGACCACCACGUAGCGCCGAGUUCCAACGUGCAGCCACCAGGAUACAGGCGCGGUUUCGUGGCGUUCUCGGGCGGAUCCUGGUUGCUCAAAAGCGAACUCGGCUGGAGCAAGAGAGGGCAGAGGAAGAGCACCGCCACCGCACCGAAGCAAAGCGCGAAGCAGCACAAGAGGCACGACGGCAGGCAGCACAGGAGGCUCAAGCGCGGGCAGCACAAGAGCGAGACGAGAAGCUGCGGGCCUUGCGGGAGAGACGGUGCACACUCGAACAAAUGUGUCAAGGCCUGCCAUCACAUCACAUGGACUGGGAGGAAUCCCCUGCCAGACUGCUCGAACUUUUGGAAAGGACUGUGGGCAUCGGCAGGCUGGCUUUGUGUGAAGCUUGGUUGGGAUGCCAUUCAGAGCGACGGUCGGCUAGAAAGCGAUAUUUGUUGCUGACGAGAAAGUGGCACCCUGACAAGUGGGCCGUACAAGGCGAGCGUUGCGUCUCCCUCGCAACGGAGGUGGCAAAGCAGCUCGUAAGGGCAUAUGAGCAGGCAUGCAAGGAGCUGCCAAAUGUGGUGCCUCCUUCCACCACCUGUGCUGCUCAAGAGGACAACGACGAGGAUCGUGAAUGCUACGAGUUUGCCAGUUGGGUUGGUAUUUCUUUCAAAGGAAUGGAAGAGGUAUGGAAGGAAAGGCUUUUCACAGGGAGCAAUGGCAAGGAGUUCGGCCUCGUGCGCCGGCAGCAGUCCCUCAAGAUCGCAGUCACAGGUGUUCCUGUAGGCCUGUCACCGGAACAACAAGCACGCCUCGCACGGGCGUCAGGGCCUUAG